UGUAGCUAGGUACCUUCAACAAAUAAGAAAUAUUAAAUAUUUAGUAUCUUCUCUUUUUUACAGUGGUAUACAUCAAGAAUCGUUGGCGAAGCAUGCGUGAUGCCUUCAAGAAAUACAACAAACAUCUAAGAGAAGUGAGGAGUGGCUCGGGGGCACCAGCUAGAGUACCCUAUAUGUAUGCAGAGGACCUUGCCUUCUUGAAACCACUCAUAGAGAUGAGAGAGACCGAAGCAAGUUGGGACGAACAGGAUGUCCUGGAGGAUCAACCAGAGAGCCAAUCUGAGGCCCAAUCCGUGCCAGCAGUUUGCAUUGAUCCAAAUGAGGAAAUACCUGAAAUGCCACUUGGGUCAGAUCUAUGGGUCACAAACCCAGAGACUGACUCUGGAUUGCCUGAGCCUAUGCCUGGACCCUCCUCAGCUCCGACAACCAUUGCGCGGCCUGCCAAAGUGGCACGUAAGCGAACGCCAGUAUCGCAGAUGGACAUAAGCGAGCGUCUUCUAGAGAUGUUACAACAAAUGGCUGGAAAGGUGGAUGCUUUCUUAUGUCCAGCUACAAUACUGGCGCUUAAUUUUGUACCAUUGAUCAAAAAAGUUCUACCUGAGAGAUAUUUAGAAAUGCGAACCACAGUAGAACACGUUCUGCAGUCAUUUACAGUGCCAAGCGAGCAACAUACAUUGAAAAGGCCAUAUGUAACAAAAGAAACAACACACAUACACUUACCAAUGUCAGGCCAGUACCCAGACCCAGGAAACCAACCUUACCCCUAUGUUCCUCCAUCCUACACUUCAAGCUUUCAGGAGCCAACUUCAAUAUAUGAGGUACAACAGAGGCGAACUGCAUAUCCCAUCCCAUCCCCAAUCCCUUCAAUUAUGCCACAAACACAAAUGCAGGGGAUGUAUGUGCCACAGCAACAUGGGCCUCAGACACAUGGAUAUAGCUCCAAAUACAUCCACACCAAACAGGUUCUGUAA
Molecule: messenger RNA, 971 nt
Organism: Rana temporaria (common frog)
Lineage: Eukaryota; Metazoa; Chordata; Amphibia; Anura; Ranidae
Exons: 3
Coding region: 93-971 (292 amino acids)
Source: RefSeq, a predicted model, not a curated record